UAUUACCCGGAUGUGUGAUCAAGACUACCGGAAGUGAAUUACUGAAACCCAAGUUGAUUGUGAUUUCCCUACCAGAGCAGACGUGUUCCACGGACCAGUUUCCUAACACGCCGCUGUCCUUGGGAUAUAUCAACUCAAGCUAUUGACUCGCCGUCCAUCUACCCCAAAAGAAAACGGGACAACCUCAAUGAGGCAUUCUUAUCGUCCCCAACUUACCUUGCUGUAUUCACAGACCAAGUGAUCAUGUCUGAGAGCCCCCAGAAACGUUCCUGGAAGAAUGCUGUGAGGAGGAGUAACAAGUUUGAAGACCUCAGGCAUCAGGAUGAGGGUGUGUUUAAUUGUAUUCUGCGAUUAAGCCAAAAUCAAGUCUUGGUAGAGUACAAAAGCCUUUAUCUCGCCCUCAUGCAGUUACCUAACCGGGACUUCAAACGUGCUGCCAUCCUCCAGUACGAAUUGGCUCGGAAAUUAGGCAACAACCGGUGGAUUGGCAACUUCCGUAAAAGCUGUCAGUGUGAUCUGCCGGAUGAUUGGAUUGACCAAAAUCUUCCUUCGUUGGAUGGUAAGAGGCUCCAUACGAAACAAAAAUCAUCAAAGCUGUAUGUGACCGAGUUAUCGCGUGACAUUCGGCUAAAGGAGGAUCCUACUAUCCAAGUGGUCCGAGAGAACAUGGGUCCGGAAACGGAACCAUGUAUGAUGGCAGAACCUAGACCCUCUACCUCAUCUGUAGAUUCUCAGCCUCCUAGAAGAUCAGAGGAUAGGAAUUCAAGACCAGAAACGAGGAUCAGGACGGAUGAGAGAAGAUCACGACCUUCCACAAGAUCUAGAGGAAGGAGUUCUAGGCGUGAAGAGAGGUCAUGGACAGAUGAAGGAAGAUCAUGGUAUCCAAGGGAACCAGAGGAAAGGAAGUCUUGUGGUAGGCAACACAGGCCAGAGCGAAUUGACCGGAACCAGACUGGAUAUUCCCGGUGCCCACCAGACAGGAAAGUACAGAGUAAUAAGAGAACCCUGUCAGUCACAGUACGUGGUGAGUCACCUGCGGAAAAGUCUAGACAGUCGGCAACAUCGGUAGAAUAUUGUCCAUUGGCUACGUGCAGCUCUUUAGAUAGAAGAGUUCGGAGGCACGCUGUCCAACGACAUAUGCCAGAAAUAUUCCGAAUAGUUUCUGCUGAUUUUUCCGUUCUGGUUAAGUGCGUUUUAGCCCUGCGGUGGUUGAUAACAACAGCCUUAGGAGAAGGAGCCACCUUGGAAGAUGCAGUGCAGGUAGUAAACGCAUCUGGAAAGAUUACUCUGUCGGCCAAGUUGAAUCCCCUCCAUCAUGAUCUAUUUACUCAGGUUUGUGGCCUGAUGAAUAUUCCAGCACCAACACAGUUUUCAUUACAUCCAGUAAACUCACCUGCGGUAUUGAUGUUCUGGAGAUGUAUCCUGGCACUUUUGGACAAUUGCAGCCUAUCCUUACAGGAGAGUUUUGCAAAGUUCAAUAGUGAAGUACCAUACUUGCAGCCUAGAGACCAGGAGACUACGCUUGACAGGCCAGUUGUGGUCGCAAGUACUGCUGUGUAUCCAGAAACUCAGACCGUCGUUGAGGAGUUGGUCAUGGAAGAGGUUGUGAUGGUGGACGAGACUAGCACGGACGAGAGAGAAGCGACCGGACAUAGUUGUGUACCAGCUGUGUUUGACAGUCACUUCCACUUGGACCGUACGUGUCGGGUGAUCUGGGGACACGAUGAGGGACACACGGUAGAAGAUCUUAUUGAGUUUAGUGUGUCGGAGCGAGUCGAGUAUAAACCAGCGUUUCCAGUAAGAGUAGUGGGAGGGAUAAUCGUCUACAGCGAACCCAGGACGUAUCCAGACAAUGCCUUCAAUUUGCAAGGACCUUGGAGAGUCGCAGUAGGCGUGCACCCGAAACACUAUCAUACCCUUACAUUGGAAAAAGCGAUGAAGCUCCAGCAGUUACUGGAUCACCCACAGGUUGUGGCGCUAGGAGAGUGUGGGUUGGACCGGACCAUAUCACCUACUGAAUGGCUUCAGCAGGAGGAUGUUUUCAUCAAGAUGCUGAGACUUGCUAAGCCCACCCAACCACUUGUUCUACAUUUGCGAGGGCCAGCAGGGGAUGUAUAUGGUUCAGACGUUCACUGUCGUUGCAUGAUGUUGAUGGAGAAGCAUUGUAGCAGAGAUCAGCGCAUACAUGUCCAUUGCUUCAUGGGAACCGCAGAUAUAGUGGAGUUUUGGCAAACGAAGUUUCCAAAUGUAUAUUUUGGCAUUACAGCUGCCAUUAGAUAUUUCAACAACGACCAGCUUACCGGGCUAAAAGCCAUUCCAAAAAGUAAACUGUUGUUGGAAACAGAUGCUCCGUAUUUUCCCUUGGGAACCUCUUUAGUCAGCACACCAGCCUACCUCGGGGAGACUGCAGCUUUUGUGGCAGUUCAUUUGGAUAUGAGACCGCCCGAUUUGCUACAGCUCACCUUAAACAACAGCCGGAGAUUGUACCGUGUCUAAGUGCGCUGUGAGUGAGCAGAGACUGUGUAUAUAGGAAGAUGUUACUCUGGCGUCUUCAACUGUGUUUUUAUCUAUCUGUUAAGAUACUAUUUGGGUGCCUUUACCAGACUUUGUUUAUUGUUCUUAGGGGUGGAUCGAAGAUAUUUAUUAGGUACCUUCGUCCUGAUUGAUAAUUUUAACAUGUUAAUGUAUAUACCUUUUAAUUUUGAUUAAUGGGGUUCAGCCUUCACAAUGGGAGAGGGAGGAGUGUAGUAAAUUUCUAGGCGACUUAACUUGGGUUAAGCUGUCUAUACUAUAUUACCCGGAUGUGUGAUCAAGACCUUACCGGAAGUGAAUUACUGGAACCCCAGUUGAUUGUGAUUUCCCUACCAGAGCAGACGUGUACCACGGACCAGUUUCCUAACACGCCGCUGUCCUUGGAAUAUAUCAACUCAAGCUAUUGACUCGCCGUCCAUCUACCCCAAAAGAAAACGGGACAACCUCAAUGAGGCAUUCUUGUCGUCCCCAACCCCAGAGCGCUCGGUUGUAGCCAAACGGGAAAGAAACAGGGUUCUUGCUGAAUUACUUGGUCCUGAUCAAGCCACUGAGGAAAGAGAAAAUGAGGGCAUGGAUACAGGAUGUAUGAUGGUAGCCGCAGACACUCUGGGUCCAUCUGGUCCAGAUCCAGCUACAUGUAAUCAGCAUGAAG
Messenger RNA from Ostrea edulis (European flat oyster), 3184 nucleotides. RefSeq lists its product as uncharacterized. Gene Ontology annotation, molecular function: hydrolase activity, acting on ester bonds. The record is from RefSeq and is a predicted model, not a curated record. NCBI's taxonomy places the organism in Eukaryota, Metazoa, Mollusca, Bivalvia, Ostreida, Ostreidae. The transcript is spliced from 4 exons. Bases 244 to 2496 code for a protein of 750 amino acids.